AUCCUUGUCUCACCUGUGCAGAAAAGAGACAAGGACAUUUCUACACCUGUCCUUCUCUGGAGUUUCUCAGUUCUGCCGCAUGAGGCCUCCAAAAUCAAUUCAGCUUGGUUCACCACUCCAAUACUUGACAGUAUGAAUCAGAGAAAUGUUUUUUAAAGUAAGUUGAUAAUAAUGAAUAUAAAGUGACAAUAUUUCGUUUUGAAAAAUCAACCUGUAUACUGUGUUACAACAAGAGCAAGAAUAUUGCUUACUAAAACAAUACUGUUCAUUCUAUAAGUAUGACAAAUGUAUGGAAUAAGAACCUUUACCGUCAACAGCAAGAAGCAUUUGUUUCUGGCCAUGGUGGGACAACAUCCAGAGAAGUCGUAUAUGCAAUCAUGCCAAAUAUAUGCAGCAUUCUCUUAACUACUACUACACUAGGCCUUCUAAGAAAAUUUAUUCAUAAAGAUAUUAGAGUUAUAUUAGAAUUUGUAUUAAUUGUAGUACCAUCUAUUUUAUGUUGUACAAUAUUAUCAGAGUAUAUUGCUACUGUAUGUUGUGCUAUGAUGUUGAUAUCUGUUAUCAACAUAUUACUACUAGGAAUUAAUUCAAACACUUUGUCUAAUUAUAAUGCAAAGCUUGCUUAUGGCAAAAGGCCUUUUAUUACAUACUUUCGUGCACUGACUAACAUCAUAACAGCAAUAUGUAUAUUAGCCAUAGACUUUCAAAUCUUCCCUCGCAAAUUUGCCAAGACUGAGGUAUUUGGAUAUAGUUUAAUGGACACUGGUGUUGGAUUAUUUGUACUAGCUAAUGCAUUAGUAGCUCCAGAGGCCAAAGACUUUACCCCAAGACCCAGAAUAGGUUUCUUUCACACUAUAUCAAGAAAUAUCAAACAGUCAGCAAGGAGUUGCAUUCCAUUACUAAUAUUAGGUUUUGGUCGUUCUGUAGCCAUUGAAGUACUAGGGUACCAAAAGCAUGUAACGGAAUAUGGAAUUCAUUGGAACUUUUUCAUAACUCUUGCUUUUGUCAAACUGUUUACCAGUUCCAUUACAAGCACUAUCAACUCUAGAUAUUCACUGUUAUCAGGCAUUUGGAUUUUGGGGAUGCAUGAAUACAUUUUAAGUACCAAAGGACUGAAGCAGUGGGUCUUGAGCAAUAGACCAAGAAACGAUUUUGUAUCUGCCAACAGAGAGGGUGUGGUAUCAGUGCCUGGAUAUGUUGGCCUUUACUUAAUAGGUGUAGCAAUUGGUAGAUUAAUACAUUCCACUUAUCAGAAUACGCGGACGCAAAAUUCGGUGCAAUACAAGCACAAAACUUUUCAUAUCAAAUUGUUUGGCUACGAAUUCGAUGCGAGUUACAAUGAAUCUAUGAUACUGUGCAUUAAAUUAUCUCUUAUAUGCGCACAAACCUGUGCAGCUACCUUGCUUUGUGAUUCAUUUUUCAGGGUUUCAAGGCGGCUAGCAAAUGCAGGGUACUGCAUGUGGAUACUAACAUUAGGCAGUAUGUUACUAACCCUAUUAUUGCUAGUAGAAAUAGUUACAGAUAUAUUAAGCCAUGCAACAGAUUCAGAAUGCAUGGAAAAGAAAUGCAGACCGCAAAAGGCGAAUAUUAAAAGCAAACGAGAACACAUUCCAAAUGAAUUAGAGAAGAAUCCUAUCGUUAGCAGUAUCGAAAUACUCGACGCUGUGAAUUACAACGGUCUGCUUUUCUUUUUGUUAUCAAACUUAAUGACCGGUGGUAUUAAUAUGUUAAUACCAACAUUAUACGUAAAUCAAUUAAAAGCUGUGCAAAUAUUGAUCGCAUACAUGGCUGUAAACAUAACAUCAGUUUUAUUGUUGUAUAGGAAACAGGUACAAAUUAAGUUAUAAAAAUGUAUGAUUCGUUGUACUAGUCACACAUCAGGGUAUACGAUUUUAUAAUGUAAUGCAUAUGUAUAUACAAGUAACAUUAAAUCA
Messenger RNA from Megachile rotundata (alfalfa leafcutting bee), 1934 nucleotides. RefSeq names its product Phosphatidylinositol glycan anchor biosynthesis class W a. Gene Ontology annotation, cellular component: endoplasmic reticulum; membrane. Gene Ontology annotation, molecular function: glucosaminyl-phosphatidylinositol O-acyltransferase activity. Gene Ontology annotation, biological process: protein localization to plasma membrane; GPI anchor biosynthetic process. NCBI's taxonomy places the organism in Eukaryota, Metazoa, Arthropoda, Insecta, Hymenoptera, Megachilidae. The record is from RefSeq and is a predicted model, not a curated record.